Messenger RNA from Lithohypha guttulata, 2685 nucleotides. RefSeq lists its product as uncharacterized. The coding region runs from base 1 to 2685 and encodes 894 amino acids. Lineage: Eukaryota; Fungi; Ascomycota; Eurotiomycetes; Chaetothyriales; Trichomeriaceae. The record is from RefSeq and is a predicted model, not a curated record. Gene Ontology annotation, biological process: regulation of transcription by RNA polymerase II. The transcript has 2 exons. Gene Ontology annotation, molecular function: DNA-binding transcription factor activity, RNA polymerase II-specific; RNA polymerase II cis-regulatory region sequence-specific DNA binding.
AUGGGAGAUGCUCAGCAACAGGCCCCUUCGUUUUCACAAAGUAUAGAGCAUCCGAACAUGAUGCAGUACCAACAGCACAUGCAAUCCAUGCGUGCUCCUCAUCCCUCUCAGAUGGCCGUACACCAUGAAAUGCGACCCGUCUCACAGCAUGGUUACGCCAACAUUCAAGCUAUGCCCAUGCAAUACGCGGAUGGCAUGUCAAACUUUGGCAUGCCUACUCAACACAUCCACCACAUGCGUAAUGCUUCCGAACAGUACGAAGGCUCUCCGGCUCCAGAAGACUCGAACAACGAAGCCAACUCAAAGAAAAGGAAAGGUGCCUCUUCGAGUAUGGCAAACGACCAAGAGUUACGGCGUCUACUGCAGCAAUAUCAGUCCAGGUCACUGAAAGAGGUAGCCAUGGAGGUGCAGAAGAAUGAAGGUUCUGGUGGAAAAUCAGAAAAGGCCAAGCAAGUCUUCGCGAUGCUCUGGUUGAGAGAGACGUGUCAAAGAAGCAACGAAUCUGUCAGGAGGGAUCGCGUGUUCGCACGCUACACCGAGCGAUGUGGUAAUGAAAGAGUUCCCACCCUCAACCCAGCUUCUUUCGGCAAGCUAGUUCGUAUCAUUUUCCCAAACGUUCAGACCCGCAGAUUGGGUGUGCGGGGAGAGUCGAAAUACCAUUACGUCGACCUUUCUCUGAUUCCUGACGAGAACGAUCCUGGCUUCGACACUUUCGACCGUCCAGGCACAGCUUCAGGUCCCCUACCAGAGCGACCUGGUUCUUCGGCUUCAAUAAGCCGUCCCUUACAGCUGAACACAAGACCUGUCAGCCUCAAUGUUUUGCCGCCAAGGUUGUCAAUGGAAACAGCCGAUUUUCCUGCACCUUCCACUUCUGUAGCCUCCAGAACACCACAAGAACCGACAAGAAGACGCACAAACACCGAGUCUCAUAAGCUGGACUGUCGAUAUAUCAACACACCUGUAUUACGCAUUCCUCGAAAUAACCUCUCUGUUUCACUCCUAAAUACUUUACCUUCCGCACGACCCGGCAUGCUCGGGACUGUUGCAACAUAUCUAUCCAUGCCAUCCAGAACCACAUUAAUGCAGCCUUCGGCAUCAUCUCAAGGCAGUUUGGUUGAGCUACCUGACAUACACGAAUAUCUAGCAGGGGAAAACUAUGACCCCCAAAUCGCGAAACUGCUACACGAUCUGUAUCGCUCUUAUUGCAUCGAUGUCAUUGACGCUUUUCGGAAAUGCAAGGACAAAAACUUCUUCAAUCAUCAUUCUGCCUUCAGUGUCUCAAAGCUCUUCAACCUCGAAUGCCUAGCCCCGUGGAUACAGGAGUGCGAUAUGCGCAUGUACAAGGAAAUACUGAAAUAUAUGCCUCCACUAGUGCUGCAAGAAGUGCCGGAAGCUGUAUGGAAUGCGUUCGAUAGAAUUAGUGUCGGGCUUGUAGGGCAUCUCAUUUCUUCUUUCGAAGAGAAGAGUCCUCCUCACGUGGUGUCAGCCAAGGUUGUACCUGCCGCACGCUUCACAAAUCUGCUUAGGAAACUGCGAUCAGCACACACCUCAACACUUCAACUCAACAGAAUGCUCGAAGCCCCACAAACGCGACAGCAAAUGUGGCUCGAUGCUUGCUCGGUACUAGACCCUGAGUUGCUCAUCCUAGAAUCUAACGCGCCGCCUGAAGGAUUAUCAGCCGUCCAAGGCAUGCUUAAGCACGAUCUACGAGAAUUACUAGGGCCAGAUCCUGACCCGCUCGUUGCUGCUGCUGAGCAGGACCCGACGAGUGCUUUUGCAAGACUUUUUCAAGAUCAUACGCCCAUCGAAGGACUAUUAUCGCCUGAAGAUGCAUCCGGUGAUCUACUUGCUCGUCUUGUCUCAUGGUUGGAAAGCCUCCCAGAAGUGUUUGAUGGCCACCACCCACAAUGUAUGCUUGAUUGGCAGACCAGGUUCUUCAGAAGCAUGCUGAACCAGUUCGGUGCAAACGGUGCUAUUAGCUACCAGUCCUGGUGGUAUUUCGAAAACUUUGCUCACCAGCUUCUUACAUUCAUGACAGAGUUGGAAGGAUUCAUGCUGCCAAUGGAGGAGCAAAGAGCCUUCGAUAAGCGUGAGGCGGAAAAGAAGGACGAACAGGCACGGCUGUACAGGAGCUCAAGCGGUCUACUCGAGGAACGAAAACGCAAGCGAUCUAGUGCUGAUAUUGGGGGCGAAGAGCGUGCGAAGUCGCCCGUAUCAUCACGACCUAACACAGCAGGAGCUGAUACCGAGCCAGAGCCGGACUCUGCAGUCUCUAGCACAUUUGCGGUUCCAUCGAAGACUACAACCGUCACUAACAAUAUUCUUGUACUUACUCCAACAACUGAGCUACCACCACCUAUCUCUGCAGCGCAAAUAUCAAUCAGUGUUGGGGGUACCGCCAUUGAGGACGAUGAUGACAUGGCCGAGAUCUCUCGUGGAGGUCCCCUCGACCUACCAUCUUUCCGAACUGGCUUUACCUCGCCAAUGAAACCUGUCCACGACCCACGCAGAACGUCGGGCUUACAUGAAGACAGUGGCAUAGGAAUGGGGCUUGAAGAGCAUCACAGUCUUGAUGCGGAUGCGCUAGAAGCAGAAAGGGAAGCAAAGAAGUUCAACAAGCGCGAUUGGUUCCUUAGUUCUGAUCCAGUCGAGCCUACAGGGAUUGCUGCUGCUCUGGUGUCGUGA